AUGGAAAUCAGAUCGCCGGAGCAGACGGCUUAUUCCGCAGAGAGCCCCGAUCUCCGCGCCCGCUUCCGUUGCGACAGAGUGGGCGCCGGCUCCUCCAAGUCCCUCCUAGAGUAUAAAAGUGCAUCUGCGUUCAAAAUGUCCACGAUUUCCAAAGCGGUGAUUGGAAUCAUAAAAAUGGCAACGUCGCAAUGGAGACGCCAGGAGAAGACAGCAAGAGUCGUGCGCUCUUCAAGCACCGGCAAGCGGCACUCGUCCUCUGAGCGCUUCACCUGCAAGGAAUCUCUCAUGGAUGAGCUAAAGGCGAUGCUGCACGGCCAGACCAUCAGCAAGCCUUGUCCAGACAAGUUGUUCCGCGCCAAGCCGCGGAACUGCCGGCGGGUCGUGGUGUUGGGCUCGCCAAAAGUGGGCAAGACCUCCAUCCUUCAACGCUUCCUGCGUGACAGUUUCGUGGAGCGCUACGAACCCACGUCCGAAGACUUCUACAGGAAGCUGUACCAGAUCCGUGGGGAAGUGUACCAGGUUGAUAUCCUGGAUGCCUCCGGGGAGAGGAGUUUCCCUGCCAAAAGGAGACUGUCUAUCCUGACAGGUGACAUCUUUCUCCUAGUGUUCAGCGUGGAUGACAGAAACUCCUUUGAAGAAGUACGCACAUUGCACAAAGAGAUAUUAUCGGCCAAAUCUAAGAUUAUACAUAGCAAAUCGAAGCCCCGCGUCCCCACCAUAAUCUGCGCCAACAAAGUGGACUUGGAGCUUGAGAGCAGAGUGGUGUGCUGGUGGGAGGCUCAACAUGCGUUCGGGGAGGACUGCGCACUAUUUGAGACGUCCGCCAAAACCGGUACCAACCUGGAAGAAGCUUUCGAGGCUCUUGCCAAGCGAGGCGGACUUCCCACGGAGACCAGUCCCUCCCAGCAUCGUAAGAUCUCCAUACGCUCGUAUCAGGCGUUGCGUGCGGGGAGGAACAGCCGGAGCGCCGUCAGAGCGCCGGGCAUCGAUGCAUCCUACGGCGCACUGCACCCGCUGGUGCGCCGACCCAGCUUCAGCAGCGAUCUGCGGCAGGUCCUGGGAAACAAGCGCGGCAAACCGCAGGGAAAAUGCCACAUUCGGUGGGAAAAUGACUAUUCGUUUAAUUAUUGAGGGAUCGAUGAAUCCUGCACUUUUGAUUCAACACUGCAUGAGGCUAACAAGUGAUGAACAGAUUGAUUUUUUCAGUAUUUUUAGUCAAAUAUCAUGAACAGGAACUUUUUUAAAAGAAAUGCACCGACGAUGUUUACUUUACUGGAAAUAUGAGUGUUUUAUACCGUGAAUCCUGGCUCGUCCAGUGGACGCUUACUGCUUAAUAUUAUUAUUAAUAAAUGGUACACGGUCUCCGCGACAAUAUAUUUAAGGUAGAUGGACACACGAUUGUUUAAAUAUAACUUUACUGCCUCUAAUGUAUAUUGAUUAAU
Molecule: messenger RNA, 1442 nt
Organism: Brienomyrus brachyistius
Lineage: Eukaryota; Metazoa; Chordata; Actinopteri; Osteoglossiformes; Mormyridae
Gene: rasd2b
Product: GTP-binding protein Rhes
Exons: 2
Coding region: 1-1131 (376 amino acids)
Molecular function (GO): GTPase activity; GTP binding
Source: RefSeq, a predicted model, not a curated record